AAGCCGGCGCAGGAGAGGCGGGGCGUGAGUUGGUUUGCCGCUGUGGUUGUCUUCAAGAUGGCGGGGCUGCAUUUGAGGCAGUAUGGCGGCGCUUCGAAAAUUGAAAUAAUUUAAACAGGUAGUUAGGGCCCCAAAAGGAGACCGCCGUGUCAUAUUUAUCGCUACCAGAAGAUACCAGUGGAGGAUGAUCAGUGCCUAGAUCCAAUAUUAAGCUGAAUGCAUUGUGAUUUCCAAUAAUUGAGACAGUGAUUCUGAAAGCUGUCUACAUUAAUGAAAAGAACAAUGUAGUCAGCUUAGCAUUUUCACCUCUGGUACGUGGUCUAUACAGGGAUGUGCUUCUGCAUGCAUUCUGGGUUUAGAUAAGAAGAAAGUCUCUGAACAGGUCAGAUUGUCGAAUAAAUUAUCAGUCUGUAUAAGCUGUAGUUUGUAAUACAGAGGAAAUGGAGAUAGAUGAUGUUCAACCCCCUCUUCCCUUGGAGCCACCUGAUGAUUUUGGCCAAGAUGAGGGCAGAGCACCUCCACCACCUCCCCUGCAAACGUCCAGUGACGCAGAGGUAAUGGACGUUAGCUCUGGUGGUGAUGGAUACACAUACACCCCAGGGAACGGGGAAGCCCAGCCACAGCACCCAGUCAGCAUGGGCUCACUAACUUUCUGUAGCCACCUCUCAAAUGAGGCCAAUCCCAACCCACCGUGCCCCAGAACAGCCCGCCACGCUCCCCCGGUCACCAAGUUUCUACCAGACCUCAAGCUUCUAAAAGAUGUAAAGAUCAGAGUUAGCUUCACUGAAAGCAGCAGUAGCAAAGACAGGAAGGUUUUGUACACAGGUGAAGGGCAGGAGGGAGGAAGUGAUGAUGGCUUAGACGGCCUGAAUGGUGAGUUGCAUGACUGGUCUAGUGAACAGGAGAUAGCUGAGGGUAGCUCCGGAGCCGGAAACACAGCAGGCAGAACAUCGGAGGAGGCUGACAUAGACCUGGAAAACAAGGUAGAGUUCGCCGUCCUGGAUGAGUUGGAUGACUUCUACGAAAACUUCCUGGAUCAUGACGAUGGGGAGCACGGCGGCUUUAAGUCUGAGGUCAUAGUACAGCAGGAGCAAGCAGAUGACGACGUUGUGGCUUACUCCUAUGAGGAGGAGUUUGACAAUGAUGUUGAUGCUCUGCUGGAGGAGGGCAUGCCAGUCCCAAAAAAGAUGCGUCCGGCAGAGGACAAAUAUGGUGGGGACAGUGAUCAUCAUUCGGAUGGUGAAGAAGGUGUUCAGCCCAUGAUGACCAAAAUUAAGACUGUCCUGAAGAGUCGGGGGCGCCCCCCCACUGAGCCUCUACCUGAUGGAUGGAUCAUGACAUUCCAUAACUCAGGCAUUCCAGUCUACCUGCACAGAGAGACCAGGGUGGUUACCUGGUCCAGACCUUACUUCCUUGGGACCGGCAGUAUUAGGAAACAUGACCCUCCUACCAGCAGCAUCCCUUGCCUGCACUACAAGAAAAUGAAGGAACAGGAGGAAAGGGAGCUGAAUGGGGAGGUGACGCUCAAUGCAGAGGAGUUUCCAGUAAAGUCUGGUGAGGAGGACAAUGGUGAAGAGGGAGCAGGCAAGUUAGGGGCUAAAGCCGAGGACCAGGACGACGUCCCUCCCUCCAGUCUGACUGACGGUGGCCCCAGAGAAGGUACAGCUAAUAACAGCCUGCAGAGUAAAGAGACCCAGCCCUGUGACACUGCCCAAGGAGCCUUAGGACAAGUCAAGGCCAAGGUGGAGGUGUGCAAGGAUGAGUCCAUAGAACUUGAAGAGUUUCGCAUGUACCUCGAAAAAUGCUUUGACUUUGAACAAGUCACUGUAAAGAAGUUCCGUACCUGGGCUGAGCGAAGGCAAUUCAACAGAGACAUGAAGAGGAAGCAGGCAGAGUCAGAGAGACCUAUCCUGCCUGCCAACCAGAAACUCAUCACACUGUCUGUCCAAGAUGCACCCACCAAGAAAGAAUUUGUCAUCAACCCGAACGGAAAAUCUGAAGUUUGCAUCUUGCAUGAAUAUAUGCAGCGUGUCCUAAAGGUUCGACCUGUUUACAACUUUUUUGAAUGUGAGAACCCAAGUGAACCCUUUGGAGCGUCGGUCAUUAUAGAUGGAGUUACUUAUGGCACAGGAACCGCAAGCAGUAAAAAACUUGCCAAGAAUAAAGCUGCUCGAGCCACACUGGAAAUCCUCAUCCCUGACUUUGUGAAGCAGACCUCAGAGGAAAAACCUGUUGAGGGCGAUGAACUGGAGUAUUUUAAUCAUAUCAGUAUAGAAGACUCGAGGGUGUAUGAGCUGACCAACAAAGCAGGACUACUUUCGCCAUAUCAGAUUCUUCAUGAGUGCCUUAAAAGAAACCAUGGAAUGGGAGACACCAGCAUUAAAUUUGAGGUGAUCCCAGGGAAAAACCAGAAGAGUGAAUAUGUGAUGACAUGUGGGAAGCACACUGUGCGUGGCUGGUGCAAGAACAAGAGGGUUGGCAAACAACUGGCAUCUCAGAAGAUCUUGCAGAUGCUUCAUCCCCAUGUCAAGAACUGGGGCUCACUGCUGCGCAUGUAUGGCAGAGAGAGCAAUAAGAUGGUCAAGAAGGAGAACUCUGACAAGAGUGUGAUUGAGCUCCAGCAGUAUGCCAAAAAGAACAAGCCAAACCUUCAUAUCUUGAACAAACUGCAAGAGGAAAUGAGGAAAUUGGCCACACAGAGGGAGGAAACUAGGAAGAAACCCAAGAUGACCAUAAUGGAGUUUGCCCAGCCAGGGAGUGAACCCCUCUGCACUGUUGAUGUUUAAGUCUCUGAAAUCACUGAUGAACCACAGCACUGAAACCCUGUCACUGUCAGAAAUCAUACACUACCAUCCAUCACUGAGAUCCAAUGGCAAUAUAGUCACACAUUGACCAGGCUGGUGCAAACUGCUUGCUUCCUUUGCCCAUGUUUUAUUGGUUCAGCUGGUAGAUGUAAGGGUAGGACUAAAUGCACUAACAGAUAGUAGAGCAAACAUCGUCUACCUCUCUAGAUGCAUCCUCACUACGGCACUAAAAAACAAAAAAAAAAAAAAGGAAAAAAAAUCAUCUGGGGUUGCAGAGAAGUUAACCUGACUUGAUAACAUGAACCACAUCAAAAUAAAAAAUGCAUGCUUCUUUAACUGCAUACCUUGGUUUUGUUUUGAAGUGUCGUUUUACAGCAGUCGCAAUCUAAGAGUGCCAGCACCUGUUAGUUUUGUUUUUGCUUCAAGUAUUUGAUGGGGACUACUAAUACUUGUGUAUUUAAUUGGGAAACAAAGUUACUUGUUCAUUGGGUAUUUUAAUGGUUAGUGUUAUGGAUAUUUUGGGUGAUAAAUACAAAAUGUUUUUUUUUCUCAGAAUGGACAGUUGCUGUCCUGGUUUGCAUGAUUUUAAAAACAUGCGUUGUGAAGUAAUCACUAUUCAUAACUAUGGUUGUGCACUCGUGUCCUGUCAGAUAUUUUUGUUAACUGAUCGUGCUGUUGGUACAGGAGCUAACUGCUUUUGGGAUAUUUGGGGUGAUGUUUGUACUUGGAAGGCUUGUUGCCUUUUUUUUUUUUUUUUUUUUAUUUUCUUUUGCGCUGGCAUCCUGCUCCCUCCAUGCCAACACUGCAGUAAACAACCCAAGCACAGGGCCACAGAGUACUGUUGUGUCUAAGUAAAGGAUUGUUUUAUGCUCUUAGUUCUUGCUAGCUUUUUGUUAAAAGUACUAACAUCAUGCACACCAACUAACCACUUACAUUUCAGUAGCUUUUCAUUUUUGGUGCCCUUAAGAGAUCGUGUUGGCUACAUGUUGCCUUAGUUAAUUCAUUUCACGAAGGGCUCAGAGUAUAUUCGAUACAUUGGACCUAAAACGCCCUUCAACAGGAAGUGGAAAGACCAACCCCCCUUUAAUUAAUAAAGCAUUUAUUCUAGUUAGUAUUUUAAUGAAGACAGCCUGUUAAACACAAGAUACUUUAGGGAGAAAUGCCUACAGCAUGUGCAGAUUUUAAACACAAGUCCUAAAGGAUUGUGCAUUUUGUGUACUGCCUAGCAAAAUCUAGUUGAUACACUGACAAAAGAAAUAUGAUCAAGUCCUUUAGUCCAACACGAGCUGGCGAAACUGUGUAUACCAAAGCUUAAAAACAAUCUUAUGCAUUUUAUAGAAUAAUGUUGCUGCAACUGUACAAUAGAAACAUCUAACACAAUACCGUAACGAGACUCAUGACUUGCUGGAACAAUAGAAACUGCUGUGCUUUCUUUGUCAAGUAUUUGGCCUGUGAUUUUUCUACAAAACAAGGACGCGUCACAAUUGAAACAAGACUGUAGUGAUAUUGUAGAUUGCUCUAAGAAUGUGCUUUCCCCUCUGUACGUUUGUUUUGCAAAGUGUGUCAGUGUGAGAACAGAAAAAUAAUACUGCUUUUACAUGUGUUGCUAUUGAGUUGUACCAAUGAAUUGUCUGAGAUGUUGCUGCUUAGAAAAUGAAGUAUGUAUCGCAACCUGAGCUCCAUGAAUUCAGUGAUAUUUGUUAUGCAAAAUAAAAUGUCUUGACUAAG
Scatophagus argus is the source of this 4532-nucleotide messenger RNA. It is a transcript of the gene dgcr8, whose product is annotated as DGCR8 microprocessor complex subunit. Gene Ontology annotation, molecular function: double-stranded RNA binding; primary miRNA binding; identical protein binding. Gene Ontology annotation, biological process: primary miRNA processing. Bases 441 to 2786 code for a protein of 781 amino acids. Lineage: Eukaryota; Metazoa; Chordata; Actinopteri; Scatophagidae. The record is from RefSeq and is a predicted model, not a curated record. The transcript has 14 exons. Gene Ontology annotation, cellular component: microprocessor complex.